AUGCUUAGCACACCGCAGUACCAUCGAGCAUCGUCAAGAAAGUCAUCGAAAGUGAAAUGGUGUGCGUACAUCUAUCUACGUGAACUACGCGAAGAACGUCUACUGCGCCUGGAGCGAGAUGAUCUGUGGCGUCCACGGGAUCUGCGUGAACGUCCCGAACGCCUCGAAGAUCUUCGCGAACGACCGGAUCUGGAGUGUCGCGAUCUAGAGGAAUGCCGCGAUCUUGAACCGCGUGAUCUUGAAGAACGUCGCGAUCGUGAUGAGCGAUGUGAGCGAUGUCUGGACUUUCUAGAUCUUCUGGGCCGCUUUGAUCUUGCUGGUAUUCUCGAACGACCCUAA
This is a messenger RNA of Cylicostephanus goldi, 339 nucleotides long. The record is from the annotation of a GenBank genome assembly. NCBI's taxonomy places the organism in Eukaryota, Metazoa, Nematoda, Chromadorea, Rhabditida, Strongylidae.